Messenger RNA from Phlebotomus papatasi, 1160 nucleotides. It is a transcript of the gene Sec13, whose product is annotated as protein SEC13 homolog. Gene Ontology annotation, biological process: positive regulation of TOR signaling; protein import into nucleus; COPII-coated vesicle budding. The transcript has a single exon. Gene Ontology annotation, cellular component: COPII vesicle coat; nuclear pore outer ring. NCBI's taxonomy places the organism in Eukaryota, Metazoa, Arthropoda, Insecta, Diptera, Psychodidae. Bases 109 to 1053 code for a protein of 314 amino acids. The record is from RefSeq and is a predicted model, not a curated record. Gene Ontology annotation, molecular function: structural molecule activity; protein binding.
GAAAUGUCCAUGAGUUGUCUGCACUUUUGACAAAUUAUUUAUAGGGUGCACCUCCACGUAUUUUGCUUAGAAUUUUCUGUGUUUUCCUGGUCAAAAAACUCCCUAAAAAUGGUGUCAGUGCUGAAUUCUGUCGACACGGGCCAUGAAGAUUUGAUCCACAGUGCAGAGGUGGAUUACUACGGAUUGCGUCUGGCCACAUGCUCGUCCGAUCACACGGUGAAGGUGUUUGACAUCAAGGGCGGGAAUCACCGGCAAAUUGCGGAGCUGAGGAGCCACUGUGGGCCCGUGUGGCAGGUUGCCUGGGCACAUCCGAGAUUCGGCAAUAUCCUGGCAUCGUGUUCGUACGACAGGAAGGUGAUUGUGUGGAAGGAGGCGGACGAUUGGGCAAAGUGCUAUGAGUAUGGGAAUCACGAUUCUUCGGUGAAUUCUGUGGCUUGGGCACCUCCGGAACAUGGCUUGAUUCUCGCUUGUGGCUCCUCUGACGGCACCAUUUCCAUCCUUACGUGCAACACUGCCCUGGACACGUGGGAAGCCAAGAGAAUUCCCAAUGCUCACACAAUUGGCUGCAACUCGGUCAGUUGGUGUCCGGCUUCGCUUCCGGACGCCUCAUUUGAUCAGAGUGUCUCGAAGGCGACCCCUGCUGUCAAGAGGUUAGUUUCCGGAGGUUGCGACAACUUCGUGAAGAUCUGGAGGGAGGACGGAGAUAGAUGGAUUGAGGAAAGUCGCCUGGAGUUGCACACGGACUGGGUCAGGGAUGUAGCUUGGGCACCCAAUAUUGGGCUACCACAUACUCAGAUCGCCUCCUGUAGCCAGGACAAGAGGGUGAUUGUGUGGAACAGCGAUAAUCAUGUCAACUGGACACCCACCGUGCUCAAUGUCUUCGACGAUGUGGUUUGGAAUGUCAGCUGGUCAGCCACUGGGAACAUCCUGGCGGUGUCCGGAGGUGACAACAACAUCACGCUGUGGAAGGAGAACAACGAUCGCCAGUGGAUCUGCAUCAGCAACGACUCCAAUCCGCCACUGACCAGCAACGGGGCUGAGAAGAAUCUCUGAGCCAGUGCUGCUUAGUCCGGGAAUUGAUAAUCUUUCUUCUAUCUUGAAAAUCUUGUAAACAUUUUUCCAAUAAAAUUAAUUAUAAAAAAUUAUGGGUUUUUGUGACU